This is a messenger RNA of Sapajus apella (tufted capuchin), 1238 nucleotides long. It is a transcript of the gene PLIN2, whose product is annotated as perilipin 2. The record is from RefSeq and is a predicted model, not a curated record. Lineage: Eukaryota; Metazoa; Chordata; Mammalia; Primates; Cebidae. Gene Ontology annotation, biological process: lipid storage; positive regulation of triglyceride storage. Gene Ontology annotation, cellular component: lipid droplet; cytosol. The transcript is spliced from 8 exons. Bases 223 to 1158 code for a protein of 311 amino acids.
GCCGGGACGUGCCCGAGGGCGACACUCGGGGUUGGGACCCGGCGCGCUGCCGCGGGUCACGUGCUGCGGAGGCGCGGGGAGGGGCGGCUAGGCGGAGUUAAUAGCCCGGACGCCCGCGGGCCCCACGUUUUGCCCGGGUUCUGGCUGCCGGAAUCGCUUUCCGGACGCGCCUGCUCUUCGCCAUUCGCUGCCGUCCGACGAUUUCUCUCUCCAGUAAGAAAAAUGGGAUCCGUUGCAGUUGAUCCACCACUGAGUGUGGUGACUCGGGUGGUCAACCUGCCCUUGGUGAGCUCUACAUAUGACCUCAUGUCCUCAGCCUAUGUCAAUACAAAGGACCAGUAUCCCUACUUGAAGUCUGUGUGUGAGAUGGCAGAGAAGGGCGUGAAGACCAUCACCUCGGUGGCCCUGACCAGUGCUCUGCCCAUCAUCCAGAAGCUAGAGCCGCAAAUUGCAAUUGCCAAUACCUAUGCCUGUAAGGGGCUAGACAGGAUGGAGGAGAGACUGCCUAUUCUGAAUCAGCCAUCAACUCAGGUGAGCUUGGAACAAAAUGUUUCCUGUGGCUAUGUGCCAUCCUUCCUCCAGGUUCUCCCCAUCAAUAUUGAAUUUGCCAGGAAGAAUGUUCAUAAUGCCAAUCAGAAAAUCCAGGAUGCUCAGGAUAAACUCUGCCUCUCAUGGGUGGAGUGGAAAAGGAGCGUUGGGUAUGAUGAUACUGAUGAGUCCCACUGUGCUGAGCACAUCGAGUCACGUACUCUUGCUAUUGCCCGAAACCUGACUCAGCAGCUCCAGACCACGUGCCACACCCUCCUGUCCAACAUCCAAGGCUUACCACAGAACAUCCAAGAUCAGGCCAAGCACAUAGGGGUGAUGGCCGGCGACAUCUACUCAGUGUUCCGCAGUGCUGCCUCCUUUAAGGAAGUGUCUGACAGCCUCCUCACUUCUAGCAAGGGGCAGCUGCAGAAAAUGAAGGAAUCUUUAGAUGAUGUGAUGGAUUAUUUUGUUAACAACACGCCCCUCAACUGGCUGGUGUUUGAUUUCACCACCAUAGACUUGGCAUCUGAGACUGAUGAAAUUCCAGAUAUAAUAGCUUUGGAAGAGGAGAACAGAUCAAAUCAUUCACAUGCUAAUGGCUUUGUCCCCUCAUGGCAAAAUGGUGAAUAACUAACAACAACAACAAAAUACCCCUAGGCCAGGCGAGGUAGCUCCUGCCUGUAAUUCCAGCACUUUGGGAGGCCGAGGCA